AUGACUGGGAAGAAAUCAGCUCAUGAGACUCAACUUGUGGAGAUGCCUAUUGUGAUUGGUACAUGGCCCAAGGCGGCUCUUCCCAUUGACGACGAUGAUGAUUAUGAUUUACAAGAGGGACCUAUGUUGAGUGAUGAAGAAAGUGAUGAAGAAGAUGAUCAAAGGAAUCGGUCUUAUCAAUGCCACCACCUCCUCAACCCACUCAAUCACGAUCAUCAACAUUUGCAACACCACAACAAGCUCAUAGACGUACACCAUCCAUUUCGUUGCAAUCGACCCCUUCAGCAUCUACCAUCACUCACUUUGCAAAACACUCAUAUCGGUAAUAGUAAUGGUGUAGUACGAUCGGACUCCAAUGCAUCUCGGUCAUCCAAUCGGUCACGAGGAUCUGUGGCGUCGUGGCGCUCGAGUCAAUCUUGGGAUAGGUCGCCAACCUUGUCACGCAACACAUCGGCAUGUACUAAUAUCACCAAUCCUGAGACAUCCAUGUACAAUGGCCGUAAUCUUGUUGUAUCAGCGGGAAGUCAAACCUAUAUCAAUCGCACCCCAUCAACCCCAGAAUUCGGCUCCGCUAUUAAUACCAUGGCAACCGCACCACCUCCACCACAACCCUAUUAUUACGAUUCAUCAUCGUAUAUGCAACAACAACAACAACACCAUGCUUAUCAAUAUCAGCAGCAGCAACGAUAUGAUUAUGCUGGUAUUAGUAAUCCAUCGGUACCAACACAUGUCCUACAGCCCUUGUCCACCACCAACAACACUCCCUUCCACUACUACCAACAAGAUGCCGCACAGAAAUUACAGCCACUGACUUAUGACUCGGAGCCGGGCUUCGACUUUUCACCUCCACGACCCACCACCCACUCUUCAUAUCAACCAUCCACUCUUUCAAGCGAUGAUUCAGAUGAUUCAGACGACGAGGGUGAUUUGCUUCGUAUCAUUGAGAAAAAGAAGAAGCAAGCUGAACGUGAACGACGCGCCAACAUGUACAAAUACUAG
This is a messenger RNA of Lichtheimia ornata, 999 nucleotides long. RefSeq lists its product as uncharacterized. The coding region runs from base 1 to 999 and encodes 332 amino acids. NCBI's taxonomy places the organism in Eukaryota, Fungi, Mucoromycota, Mucoromycetes, Mucorales, Lichtheimiaceae. The transcript is spliced from 2 exons. The record is from RefSeq and is a predicted model, not a curated record.